This is a messenger RNA of Pristis pectinata (smalltooth sawfish), 1862 nucleotides long. RefSeq names its product basic proline-rich protein-like. Gene Ontology annotation, cellular component: membrane. The transcript is spliced from 5 exons. The record is from RefSeq and is a predicted model, not a curated record. Lineage: Eukaryota; Metazoa; Chordata; Chondrichthyes; Rhinopristiformes; Pristidae. Bases 1 to 1680 code for a protein of 559 amino acids.
AUGGACCAAGAUGGGCUUGAGGAGCAGCCUGGCCUCCAGUAUGGGAAGCUGCUGCUGGACGGAGCUGGUGCCACCCAGGAGCCGGGGAGAGGCACGGAGGCCGAGAGACCGGCAUCGUUCCCUGGGAGAGCCGGCGCUGGGGCGGCGGGGGCUCCUGCCGGGAGCGGAUCCGCAGAGAUGCAGCCCACGGCGGGAGUGCGGGACCCCCGGGAGGGGCGGCGCCCGGGUACCGGGAGCGCGGAGCCGGCCACCCCACGCCUGUCCCCCGCUGCCCCGCCCGGGCAGCCUCCGCCCACCGCCCGCUCCCAGCCACCUGUGUCCCGCUUGACCGGAGGGGCAGAGCUGCCCUCCUCCCCCCGUCUCACCACCCACCCUCCCGGCUCGGGGGUGCCCCUCCCCACCGGGCACCAGGGUCCCGCACCCAGUGCGAUCCAUCCCCCAGAGGCAGGGUCACUGCCCGGCCCCGGCGGUGCCAUCGCCCCGGGGCUCCCUGCAGACGCCCCGGGGCUCCCUGCAGACGCCCCGCCCGUGUCUCUGCCGUCCCCGGGGCCCCUUCCCACUCCGGCCGGGGGGGACAGGUCAGCUGAAGCGCCAGGUGCGUCCCUGCCCUCCGGACCGGCCGAGAGCGGGAGAGCCCAGGGAGGGAGCGCCGGAGGGAGCGCCUCCACUGCGCCGCCCGUCCAUGUGAUCACACGAGGACCAACCUGGUCCCCCACUGACCGGGCCCCGCCCACCAGACAGGCCCCACCCACUGGCCAGGCCCCGCCCAUUAGCCAGGCUCUAUCAUCCGACAAGGCCCCGCCCACUGACCAGGCCCCGCCCACUGACACCUCCCCCUCCAACCAGACCACGUCCACUGACCAGACCCUGCCCUCUGGUCAGACCCAUCUGGCUGCUGUGACCUCUACCGAGUCCCAUUUGGGCUCCAGACCCUCAGUGCUGCCUCCCACUACUGAAACCCUCCCACCCAGUGGUCCUUCAGCAGAGCUGGUCCCCACUUCCGCAGCUGCUCCUUCAGGGACUUCCACCGGACUGGACAGCCCCAUGGCGAGCGACCCCUUGGGCGACACCAAUUGGAUUCACCCCAGUUGGGCCUCGGGCGUUGGAGACCCAUCCGAGGAGCUCCUGUGUGACUUCGAGCACGGUCUGUGUGGCUGGCAACAGUGUGAGACCGACGAUUUCGACUGGAUGCCUCAUCACUACCAAAUGUUCUCGAGGAAGAUGGGACCGAAAGCAGAUCACAGCAAAGGCCAGUGUAAAGGGCGAGGAGGUCGUUACCUGUACCUGGAGGCAUCAUUCCCUCGGCAGUGUGGAGAGAAGGCUGUGCUCAUCAGUCCUUUACUGAGGGGACACAGGUGCCUGUCGUUCUGGUACAACAUGUACGGGAAGCACAUAGGCUCCUUAAAUGUAUAUCUGAGGUACGAGAGCUCCCCACACUGGCACGAGCUGUGGUCUGUCACGGGAAACCAGGACCGCAAGUGGCUGAAGGCUGAGGCUGAUGUGCUCACCAAUGGACAGGCAUAUCGAGUGAUAAUUGAAGGGGUGCUGGGCCUGAACUCUCAGAGGGAUGCUGCAAUCGAUGACCUGCACGUCUACAGGCAGAGCUGUGCCGCGGGCAGGAAACACCGAGACUCGAACUGCCCCCGGCACGAAGGAAAGGAAGGAACCUCGGCCGGCUGAGGCAGCUGUGACCACAGAUUCCUUGCGGACUGCUGCCGAGGUGCGGUGUCCGUGACGGGCGAGGCAGACUGUGUGUUCACAGGUGGCGCCUGUGGGUCCAGUGGUGAUCGGUGCCUUCCGACAGCACAGAGCUCUUUCUAAUAUCUGGCGUCCUCCCUAGUGCUGGGCUCCAGCAACGUAUU